Messenger RNA from Monoraphidium neglectum, 783 nucleotides. RefSeq lists its product as hypothetical. The transcript is spliced from 7 exons. The coding region runs from base 1 to 783 and encodes 260 amino acids. The record is from RefSeq and is a predicted model, not a curated record. Lineage: Eukaryota; Viridiplantae; Chlorophyta; Chlorophyceae; Sphaeropleales; Selenastraceae.
AUGCAGUCUUCCACCCUUACCCAGCGGUCAUGCCGCACCGCGUUCACCUCCAGGGUGAAUGCCAGGCGUGUGAUGGUGUGCCGCGCCCAGCAGUCGCCCGCCGUCUCGGAGGUCGCUAAGCGGGCCGCGGCGGCCGGCGCAGCGGCGCUGCUGACGCUGGCUCCCGCGGUGCCCGCGCUCGCCAAUGAGUUUGACAUUCUGGCGGAGCCCGCCCCCACCAACGCCUACUAUGUUGAUGACGCCGGCGUGCUGAGCAAGAGCACGAAGUCUGAGGUCAACAAGCGGCUGCGGCUGCUGGAGACCACCACGGGCUACCGCGUCACUGCGGUGACUGUGCGCAAGCUCGAGUUCGAGACGGACGCCUACGCCUUCGCCGACAAGGCGCUGGAGAACUGGUACGGGUCUGAGACCGACAAGAAGGGCGUGGUGCUGAUGGUCACUACCGGCAAGGAGGGCGCGGUCACCGGCGGCGCGAGCUUCCUGGACGCCGUGGGCGAGGAGCUCCUGGACUCCAUCGCGAGCGAGAACAUCCCCGUGUUUGCUGAGGAGGAGAAGUUCAACGCCGCCAUCACGUCAUCCCUGGAGCGCGUUGACGCCAAGCUCAACGGCAACACGGUGCCGGAGGCCCCCAAGCGCAACGACGCCGUGCGCCAGCGCACCUACAAGACCAAGGCCGAGACGGAGAAGAGCAAGACCGUGACCUCCACCGUGGUGCUCACGCUGCUCGUCAUCGCCUGCGUCGUGCCCAUGCUGCAGUACUACGGCUACACCGCCAGGGACUGA